AUGGCGUUGACAGAAGCAGCUAAAGAAGGUAUCUGGUUAAAGGGACUGGUUAGUGAUCUGGGUACAAUGGAGGAAUCGGCUCAUGAGAAAGAAGACCCCGCAAACCCAAGCGGAUCGACAAACAAACUUAUGAUGGAUGCUAUGAUGACUCAAAUGAUGUCUCUCAUGCGGCGGGAGUUUGAAAGUAUGAGAUCUGACAUGGAGAAGAUGGUUUCGGACAAACCAAGAAAGAGCAGUGACCAUUCGGCUUCGGAGCAAUACUACAGCAACUCCUCUAGAGCUCGUUCAUCAAGAAGAAGAGUAAGCGAUAGAGAAGAAAGAAAGCAAAGGUCUAGCGUUCCUAUGGGCAGCCUCAAGCUCACGAUUCCUGAAUUCAGAGGCACAGCUGAUCCGGAAGAGUAUUUGGAGUGGGAAAAGAAGAUUGAACUUGUUUUUAACUGCCGAGACUACACCACCGAGCACAAGAUAAAGCUGGCCCCAACAGAGUUUAAAGACUAUGCCCUAAGUUGGUGGGAUAACCUAGUUACAACCAAAAGAAGAAUCGGAGAAGAUCCCAUCGAAUCAUGGAACCAAUUGAAGGCGAUCAUGAGACGAAGAUUUGUACCAAGUCAUUACCACAGAGAACUGCAUUUCAAACUCAGAAGUUUAACCCAAGGAAGCCGAUCUGUAGAAGAAUACUACAAGGAGAUGGAAACUCUCAUGAUGAGAGCUGAUAUUCGUGAAGACAUGGAAGCAACGAUGGCUAGAUUCAUGGGGGGAUUAAUUAGAGAAAUUCUUGAUCGAUUAGAGGUGCAUCACUACGUGGAACUAGAGGAACUGUUGCACAAGGCUAUUAUGUUAGAGAAACAGCUCAAGAGAAGAAACUAUAAACCUAGCUACGGAUCCAACAAGCCAAGUUUUCAGAAGGAUGAGAAAACGAGUUUCCAAAAAGAGUUUAAGCCAUUCUUCAAGUCUAAGGGUGAAGAACAGGGCGUCAAAGGAAAAGAAGUGGUGACUACCUCCAAGAAUAGAGAUAUUCAGUGUUACAAGUGCAAGGAGUAUGGUCACUAUGCGAGUAGCUGUUCCAACAAGAAGAUAAUGAUCAUUAAAGAGAAUGGAGAAGUGGAAACUGAAGAAGAACAGUCUGAAGAUGAGGAACAAAUAGAGAUGCCUGCUCGAGGAGAACUAUUGGUAACUAGAAGGACUCUGAAUGUUCAAACCAAGACCGAGGGAAACGAGCAAAGGGAAAAUUUAUUUCACAACCGAUGUAUGGUGCAAGGAAAAGUAUGCAGCUUAGUAAUAGAUGGUGGAAGCUGUACUAACGUGGCUAGUGAGUCUAUGGUGGAAAAAUUAGGUUUGAAACUAAUGAAGAGGCCGAAACCUUACAAGCUACAAUCGCUGAAUGAGGCUGGAGAAAUGGAGGUCAAAAAUCAAGUUAUGGUGCCAAUAUCGAUAGGCAAAUACCAGGAUGAGAUUCUGUGUGAUGUAUUGCCUAUGGAUGCGGGGCAUAUCUUACUUGGAAGACCAUGGCAAUCAGAUAGAAGGGAAUUCAAAGACGUAUUUCCAGAGGAGAAUCUGCAGGGCUUACCACCAAUAAGAGGCAUUGAGCAUCAGAUUGACUUUAUACCCGGAGCCUCACUUCCGAACAAACCAGCCUAUAGGACUAAUCCUUUGGAGACCAAAGAGCUUCAAAAGCAAGUCACCGAGCUCAUGAACAAAGGACACAUUCGUAAGAGCAUGAGUCCAUGCGCAGUACCUGUUUUACUUGUUCCAAAGAAAGAUGGCAGCUGGAGAAUGUGUUUUGUUGUGAGUGCAGAUGGAAUCAAGGUUGAUGAGGACAAGAUCAAAGUUAUUAAAGACUGGCCGAGUCCAAAGUCUGUUAGUGAAGUAAGAAGCUUUCAUGGACUUGCGGGUUUCUAUAGAAGAUUUGUCAAGGACUUUAGCACUCUAGCGGCUCCCCUCACUGAGGUUAUCAAGAAAAACGUGGGAUUCAAAUGGGAACAAGAUCAAGAAGAGGCAUUUCAAACUUUGAAGGAUAAGCUUACUCAUUCCCCGGUGCUUUCUCUCCCUGACUUUACUAAAACUUUUGAGAUAGAAUGCGAUGCCUCAGGUAUUGGUAUUGGUGCUGUUCUUAUGCAGGAAAAGAGGCCUAUUGCAUUCUUCAGUGAGAAACUUGGAGGAGCUACACUGAAUUACCCUUCAUAUGACAAGGAGCUGUAUGUGCUUGUGAGAGCUCUCCAAACAUGGCAACACUAUCUCUGGCCUAAAGAAUUCGUCAUUCACACUGACCAUGAGUCCCUCAAGUAUCUAAAAGGCCAACAGAAGCUGAACAAAAGACAUGCUAAGUGGAUCGAGUUCAUCGAGACUUUCCCAUAUGUCAUCAAGUACAAGAAAGGUAAAGAUAAUGUGGUAGCCGAUGCAUUGUCUCGCAGAGCUGAUGAUUUCCUGUUCUUUGAAAACCGUCUAUGUGUGCCUAACUCUUCUGUUCGAGAUCUUUUUGUCAAAGAAGCUCACGCAGGUGGACUAAUGGGUCACUUUGGCGUUGCCAAAACUCUAAGUACAGUCCAAGAACACUUUUAUUGGCCACAUAUGAAGAAAGGCAUCGAGAGGGCAUGUGAACGAUGUGUUACUUGCAAGCAAGCUAAGGCUAAGAAACAACCCUACGGUUUGUAUACUCCUUUGCCUAUUCCUUUGCAUCCAUGGCACGAUAUUUCUAUGGACUUUGUAGUUGGAUUGCCUAGGACCAAGACAGGUAAGGAUUCUAUCUUUGUGGUUGUAGAUAGGUUCUCUAAAAUGGCUCAUUUUAUUCCAUGUAAUAAGACCGAUGAUGCCAUGAAUGUUGCUAACUUGUUCUUUAGAGAUAUCGUACGAUUGCAUGCCAUGCCUAGAACUAUAGUUUCUGAUAGAGAUACUAAGUUCCUUAGUUUCUUUUGGAAAACUCUCUGGUCUAAGCUAGGAACUAAACUGCUUUUCUCUACCACAUGUCAUCCGCAAUCUGACGGUCAAACUGAAAUAGUUAAUAGAACUUUGUCCACCUUGUUGCGUGCAUUGAUUAAAAAGAAUCUUAAAACUUGGGAAGAAUGCUUAUCACAUGUAGAAUUCGCCUAUAAUCAUGCUAAGCAUUCUGCAUCUCAGUUCUCACCAUUUGAAAUCGUUUACGGAUUCAAUCCUACUUCACCUUUGGAUCUAAUGCCUUUACCUUUGAACAUGGUGUGGAUUUACUUAAGGAAAGACAGAUUUCCCAAUGAAAGAAAGUCUAAGCUUAUGCCGCGAAUCGAUGGACCUUUCAAGAUUGUCAAGAAGAUCAAUAACAAUGCCUAUCAGCUGGACUUUCAAGAAGAAACAGAUUUGAGGACAAAUCCUUUUCAAGUGGGAGAGGAUGAUAUGAUCAAGACCAGCUUAGGAACUGAGAAGAUUGAAGGAGAACAAGGAGAGCCUGAACCAGAAUCGAAUGAAGACCAAGAGCAGCUGAAACCCGAGGAAGCAAGUAUAGACGAAGACAAAGACUUGCAUAUUCCGAUUGGUCCAAUGAUGAGAUCAAGAGCAAUGAAGUUCAAGCAAGCUUUUCACAAGCUACUACACACCAUUCAGGGCAAUCUUAAGUGUGCUAAUCCAACUACAUUAGUUGUGAUACAAGCCACUUAA
This is a messenger RNA of Eutrema salsugineum, 3624 nucleotides long. RefSeq lists its product as uncharacterized. Bases 1 to 3624 code for a protein of 1207 amino acids. The transcript has 7 exons. Gene Ontology annotation, molecular function: nucleic acid binding; zinc ion binding. NCBI's taxonomy places the organism in Eukaryota, Viridiplantae, Streptophyta, Magnoliopsida, Brassicales, Brassicaceae. The record is from RefSeq and is a predicted model, not a curated record. Gene Ontology annotation, biological process: DNA integration.